ACCCUUGCAAAAUUUUAUUUUUGUUUAUUUUCUUUGGAAAACCCACAUUUUGGCAUUUUGCUUUCAUUUUGCCCCCCCUGUUUGGAGCAUUUGUACUUGCAGAGCCGAGGCUUCACAUCUCAGAGCAAUCGAGCUAGCUGAUACAGCGCUCUCUCUCUCUCUCUCUCUCUCUCCCCGAGCUCUAAUACCGCCGGAGAAAUGGCCUUCUUACUCAGCAAAUCUACCUUGUUUUCUCAGUUGCGAUCCCAUUCUCAGAAGACGGAAGACUCACUAGCUCUUUCACGACGUGGAUUCCAUAUUGAACCAGGGGCUCGCGAAAAGGCUCUAUUGGAAGCUGCACCGGCAUUGAAGCGGUUCAAAUCACAUAAGAAGAAUGUUUGGCGAGUCAAAAGAAUGGGGGAUGUGCUCACGAUUGUUGUUGUAGCUGGUUGUUGCUAUGAAAUCUAUGUUAGAGCAGUAAUGCGAGAAGAAGCUCGGAAACAGGCUGAGGAAAACAACUGAAGGUGCAUAAUGUGGUGUUAGUUCGAGGUUGCUAUCUUUGUUUUGCAGCAGCCUUCCCUCUAUACGAGCCUUCCAUGUUGAAUAAGCAGGACGAUCAUGUUGCACUUCAAUGCUUGUGACACCAUAGAUUCUGCUCAUUUGGCCCUUCCCACCUUUCAAUCUUCAAUAAUAUCUGUUAUGUAGUGAUUUCACUGAAUUUAAUGAGUAUUAUGAUUUUUUUUUUUUUUUCUGAUUUCUCAUGUUCACUUUUGUUUUGAAGUUCAUCUCUUUUGGAUGCCA
Malania oleifera is the source of this 780-nucleotide messenger RNA. RefSeq names its product succinate dehydrogenase subunit 7B, mitochondrial-like. NCBI's taxonomy places the organism in Eukaryota, Viridiplantae, Streptophyta, Magnoliopsida, Santalales, Ximeniaceae. The record is from RefSeq and is a predicted model, not a curated record. The coding region runs from base 199 to 501 and encodes 100 amino acids. The transcript is spliced from 4 exons.